AUGGCGGCCGCGCUUGAACUUCUCAAAUUUUUUUCCUGUAAGAGAAAGGCAGAACAAGAGUUUUUAGGUCACCAAUAUAGGUUAAAGGAAGAAAUGGCAAAGAAACGUUUUCGUAGGGAGAUGGAGUUCGAAACUGAAGCUUCACAGCCCGCUGUUAUGUCAGCAAUCGUGAUUACAAAAAGCGACAGAAACGAGCGUGGUCCUGAUGAGUUGAGGAACGGAAAUUGGUGGACAGACGGAUAUCAAAACUGGGAUGAAGAAUCUUUCAAGAAAAGGUUAAGGGUGUCUCGAGACACUUUUGAAUUUAUUCUAAGCGAAAUUAAAGACCUUAUCGUGAAGGAGCCCACUCGCAUGAAGCCUCACCCUACUCCGCCUGCUACCCAGUUGGCUUUAUGUCUAUACAGACUAGCACACGGGUGCACGUUUUUGACCGUUGGAGAUCUCUUUGGAGUUGCAGAAUCAACUGCUCACAUCAUUUUCCAAGACGUUUGUAAGGCCAUUGUGGGAUGUUUGUAUGACAGAUUCGUUUACCUGCCAAGAAAUCUACAAGAGUGGAGUCAAGAACUGGAAAUUUUUCUGGGAAAUUGGGAGUUUCCUUGUGUUGGGGCGUGA
Pocillopora verrucosa is the source of this 612-nucleotide messenger RNA. RefSeq lists its product as uncharacterized. The record is from RefSeq and is a predicted model, not a curated record. Lineage: Eukaryota; Metazoa; Cnidaria; Anthozoa; Scleractinia; Pocilloporidae.